Molecule: messenger RNA, 1926 nt
Organism: Aspergillus affinis
Lineage: Eukaryota; Fungi; Ascomycota; Eurotiomycetes; Eurotiales; Aspergillaceae
Gene: cpcB
Product: 40S ribosomal RACK1 domain-containing protein
Exons: 6
Coding region: 1-1926 (641 amino acids)
Biological process (GO): protein-FAD linkage; positive regulation of protein phosphorylation; rescue of stalled cytosolic ribosome
Cellular component (GO): nucleus; mitochondrion; cytosol
Molecular function (GO): protein kinase C binding; translation regulator activity; ribosome binding
Source: RefSeq, a predicted model, not a curated record
AUGAUGUCCGCCCCGCGACUCAUGCACCGCGUCCUCCGACCCUCCGCGUCGUCAAUCCGCUCAACGCCUCUCCUCCCCCGUCGCUCGUUCGGCAUCUCAGCAGUCCGCGCGAAAGAUGGCAACAGUGAACGAGACUCAGACGCCUCAUCGUCGAAUACGGCCCAGUAUCGCGAGAAUCAGACCUCGAAGCCCCCCAACCAAUUCGUCCCGCACUCGACCUCCACCAUGACCAAGGACUACCCGAAGGUCGGCGAGAAGCCCGCUCCGCCCGAGAUGCUGAACUCGGUCGAUCCGAACUACAGGCCGGCGGAUGCGUACCCCGGCAAGGUUGAGCACUUCACGGGUGGUAGACAGCAGCCUGGAGCGCAGAAGCCGGAGCUUGGCGUUGGUGAGAUGGAGGGGAUUACGUUUAAGGUUGAGCCGUUGAAACGCACGGGGGAGGAUUUGGCUACGAUGAGGGCGAGGUUGCUUUACCAAAGCCGCAAACGCGGAAUUCUCGAAUCCGAUCUCCUCCUCUCGACCUUUGCGGACGUCUACCUCGCCAAGAUGGACAAGGCGCAACUAGAGGAAUUCGACCGCUUCCUGGACGAAAACGACUGGGACAUCUACUACUGGGCGACGCAGGAUCCGCCGGCGGAGGAGGCCUCGAGCGUGGCCUCGGACACGCCGACGGAAACCUGGAAGCGCACCGGGGCCAAGAGCGGGGAGUGGACGCAGACAGUCGGCGCGUUCAAGGCUGCAUAUCGGCCCGUUCCGGCUCGAUGGGCCGACUCGAAGGUCUUGAAUCUGCUGAGAGCUCAUGUGCAAGAUAAUAGCGCCACGGGGUUCCAUGCGGCGAAGAAUAAGAAGACCGGUGGGAGUGGGUUGGGGAGGAUGCCGAAUAUUAAGCCCAGAGUCAACGACAAUUGCUCCGCCCGCGUUCAUCCUCCUCUCUCCUCUCGCGGUCCCCCUUCCAUCGUCUCCCAGACUCCGAACAUGGCUGAGCAGCUGGUCCUUCGCGGCACCCUCGAGGGUCACAAUGGCUGGGUUACUUCCCUGGCCACCUCUCUGGAGAACCCCAACAUGCUGCUCUCUGGCAGUCGCGACAAGACUCUGAUCAUCUGGAACCUCACCCGCGACGACCAGGCCUACGGUUACCCCAAGCGCAGCCUCGAGGGUCACUCCCACAUCGUCUCGGACUGUGUUAUCUCCUCCGACGGUGCCUACGCUCUGUCCGCCUCGUGGGAUAAGUCCCUCCGCCUGUGGGAGCUCUCGACCGGCGAGACCACCCGUACCUUCGUUGGCCACAACAACGACGUCCUCUCCGUCUCCUUCUCCGCCGACAACCGCCAGAUUGUCUCCGGAUCCCGUGACCGCACCAUCAAGCUGUGGAACACCCUUGGUGACUGCAAGUUCACCAUCACCGAGAAGGGCCACGCCGACUGGGUUUCUUGCGUUCGCUUCAGCCCCAACCCCCAGAACCCCGUCAUUGUCUCCUCCGGCUGGGACAAGCUCGUGAAGGUUUGGGAGCUCGCCUCCUGCCGCCUCCAGACCGACCACAUCGGUCACACCGGUAACAUCAACACCGUCACCAUCUCCCCCGAUGGCUCCCUCUGCGCCUCCGGUGGUAAGGACGGUACCACCAUGCUCUGGGACCUGAACGAGUCCAAGCACCUCUACUCCCUCCACGCUGGUGACGAGAUCCACGCCCUUGUCUUCUCCCCCAACCGCUACUGGCUCUGCGCUGCCACCACGACCAGCAUCACCAUCUUCGACCUCGAGAAGAAGAGCAAGGUUGACGAGCUCAAGCCCGAGUACAUCGAGAAGGGCAAGAAGAGCCGUGAGCCCGAGUGUGUGUCUCUGGCCUGGUCUGCUGAUGGCCAGACUCUGUUCGCUGGUUACACUGACAACAAGAUCCGUGCUUGGGGUGUCAUGUCGCGGGCAUAG